AUGUCGACAGCCUGGGAGAACAACAGCAACUCCCCAUCUUCAGGAUUGGUCUAUACUCCUGCAGAAGAAGCCCAGCAUUUUGCUCGUUUCGAGGAGGAGUUGGGGAUCCAGUCCGAACUCAUCUCGAUUGAAGAUUUGACGAUCCUCUACGAUGAGACCAGACCGGCUAUCAUGCAGAGCCUCGUUGACGAGAUCAAUUCCAAGCAGACCACAUGGACCGCGUCGGCUGGGCAAAAAAGAUUCAAGAACUUCUCCCUGCGUGAUGCUAAGAUGCUACUUGGGACGCAGAUGAGAGGGUCAAACGACAAAGUCAUAAGAAAAGGCUACGCUAUAGAAGAGCUACAAGAUCUUCCAACUGACUUCGACGCUCGCACCGCAUUUCCCAAUUGCUCAAAGGUUAUCGGCCACAUCAGAGACCAGUCAGCUUGUGGAAGCUGUUGGGCAUUCGGUGUCACUGAGGCCUUCAAUGACCGCCUAUGUAUCAAGUCGAAUGGGACGUUCACGGAGCUCCUAUCGGCCGGCGAGAUGAAUGCUUGUGCGCCGUCCUACGGAUGCGAUGGUGGAUAUCCUGAUUCAGCCUGGUCUUGGGUGCACGAUGAAGGGAUCGCAACUGGUGAGGGCAGCCGACCGAAAGGAAUCUCGGGAUCCGAUGCGAGUUUGCUACGACUCAUCCUCGACUAUUCAAUAGUCACCCUUGUCUAA
Messenger RNA from Perkinsus marinus ATCC 50983, 702 nucleotides. Its product is annotated as cathepsin b, putative. Gene Ontology annotation, molecular function: cysteine-type endopeptidase activity. The record is from RefSeq and is a predicted model, not a curated record. The coding region runs from base 1 to 702 and encodes 233 amino acids. NCBI's taxonomy places the organism in Eukaryota, Perkinsozoa, Perkinsida, Perkinsidae. The transcript has 4 exons. Gene Ontology annotation, cellular component: lysosome.